UUUCCAUAAAAUUGAUAUAUUAGUUUAUAUAGUCGAUGUUAAUCUUUUAAAAUUAUAACUCUAACUUAGUUAUUGUUAAAAAAAGUGCGAUAAUAUCUAUAUCACGAGAAGACUGAGACAUUAUAUUGGGGUUUCCAUAAUCACCGUCGUGGUCAUUCACCAUGUGAUAUCUUGCCGACUUUCCGCGUACUAAGGAGCCUUCUUUCUAUGUUCAAAUAAUUUGUUUCUUGGUAUUUGCCCAUUCAUUUCCAUGAAAAACUAACCCAUAUUCUUCUUAAUUACGCCAAACCGCCGUCUUUAACUACCAUCAACUAUAUCUAGAUACAAGUAACAUAAAUCACAUUUCAACAAGCAUAGCACGUGUCAUCUUUUCAUUGGCUACAACUUCUCUUGUCCUCCUCCUAUAAAUUAGGACAAGUUCCAUCAAACUAAUCAUAAGUUCACAACAAACACAUCAAACAUUUCAUCAACAUGAACACUACAAGUCUUGCCAAAAUUAGAAACCCUCUCUACAAAUCCUCUCCUUUCAACAAAAACACUAUCCAUUUUUCAAAAAACAACAAAAUUCAUCGUGUUAACUUCAUAUCAUCAGCUCUUAGAAGAAAUAACUCGUAUGGGUCUCAAUCUGAAGGGCGUAUAGUAGACGAAAAUAUGAUCGUUUUAAGAAAAAGAAUUCAUGAAAUGAAGAUGGUCGAGAGAAAUUACGAGCCUCCUAAAGAAUGGAUGGAAUGGGAGAAGCAAAUUUAUACUCAAUAUGAUGAGUAUAUUGUCAUGGUUUUAGGUUUGAUACAAGCUCAAUUGAUGGAAACAAGACCAAGUGUUGCCCUUGGUGCUUUGGCUUUGCUUACUUUGAGUGUGCCCACUUCUUUAAUUUUGCUUGCUAACCACAUUGCUCAAACUACUAAUACUAUCUUUAAGCUAUAGUAAUUAUGUUUUAAUCAUUUUAGAUCUAGGAAAUGCACAUGAUGUCUAUUUAUUUAAGUGACUUUAAGUAAUAUAUUAGGGGUUGAUUAGGCCACAAUUUUUAAUGCCCAACUCUUGAGUAUUUUAACUAGACUAGAUUAUAUAUAUGUAAUUCGUUGAAUAUCAUCAUCGUGAUCGUAUUCAGAGUUUUUCCGAUAAUUUGUUAUAAGUAUAAUAUUAUUAGUUCUUUUAAUUAGUAAUUGCAUUUUAUUCUAUUUGAAGCUAUAUGGGGAUUCCUUAUGAGCAUCGCCAUAGAAUCAUGUACUCCGUAUUAUAUUUGGUUUUUGUUCCAUAUGCUUCUAACUUGUUUUAUUGGAUGGUAAUAAAUUAUAGAGCUAAUUUUGAGUUGAAUUGAUACUUCUAUUGAUUUUAUGCUCUAUUGGAUGGUAAUUAGACAAGAAUUUGUGACAUGUUUUGUGAUAAAAGUUUAAUAAUCAACUGCAAGUAUAAUGGUAUACAUAAAUUUUUGUAUGAGACAGUUUCACUGUGAGAUGUACUCUAAUAUGGGUUAAAUAAGCCAACUAAUACAAAUCCUUAGCAUAUAAGCUUUUUAUUUUAAGUUCGUUUCACUAAGAGACAGUCUCUCACAAGAGUAACUCAAUGUAAAUGAAACUAGAUGGAUAAGAAUUUUUUUGAAAUUUAAAUGCAACACUAAUGCAAGAUUAGAUUUAUAGCUGUAGUGGGCUGUGGGCCGAUUCAGCCCAACUUGAAACUCCACAAAACCAACACACAUCCAGCACAUUGAGAAACA
Messenger RNA from Amaranthus tricolor (Joseph's coat), 1714 nucleotides. RefSeq lists its product as uncharacterized. The coding region runs from base 472 to 924 and encodes 150 amino acids. The transcript has a single exon. NCBI's taxonomy places the organism in Eukaryota, Viridiplantae, Streptophyta, Magnoliopsida, Caryophyllales, Amaranthaceae. The record is from RefSeq and is a predicted model, not a curated record.